CGCACGUCGGUUGAAGGUUGUGGCCGGUUUCGGUAGCCGGUAGUGGCGGCUUCUGAGGCGAUAUGUGGCUGCUGGGUCUCGUCCAGGAUGAGCGGCGCCUGCUGCAUGUCUUGUCCUACGUCAUGGUUCUAAUGGGAGUCAUCUCAUUCAUACUUCUCCGGUUUAUCCGUGUGCCGUACGGGCGGUAUACCAGCUCCGUGUUUGGGCCGCCGGUACCGGUGCGUCUCGCCUGGUUUCUACAAGAGCUGCCCUCCCUAAGUGUGCCAGUGUAUUACCUGGCCGUCCAUAGAGAGGUGGAGGCGCCAUCCAAGGCUCUACUGGGGGCCUUCAUCUGUCACUACGUGCACCGGACACUUAUCUUCCCCUUUCUGAUCCGUGGGGGAAAGCCUACCCCCCUUGCCUCCUUUUCCCUUGCGUUGAUUUUCUGCUGUUACAAUGGGUACCUCCAAAGCAGCUAUCUGUGCAAGUACUCGGACCUCCGUCCCACCUGGACACACGACCCCAGAUUCAUCAUAGGUAUAGCGCUGUUUAUCUGCGGAAUGCUUAUUAAUAUUCAUUCUGAUCACAUCCUGAGGAAUCUGAGAAACCCCGGCGAGACAGGAUAUAAAAUACCCAGAGGUGGACUUUUUGAAUAUGUUACCGGUGCAAACUUUUUUGGUGAAAUAGUGGAAUGGUCAGGAUUUGCCAUCGCUGGUUGGUCCAUCCCCGGAGCGGCUUUUGCCUUAUUCACAUUGCUGGUGCUUUUAUCUCGAGCACAGCAACAUCACCAAUGGUACAUUGAGAAAUUUGAAGACUAUCCAAAAGCCAGGAAAAUCCUCAUUCCGUUUAUAUAUUAAGUUCUGUGGAAGAUGAAUUAAGACCAGAGUGCCUGCCCAUAAUCUCAUCUCAAGCCUGGUGCUGAUCUCUUUGUACUGUAUCUCAGCCAGGAGACUUACUGGAAUCCUCCCUGUUUCGUUCGAGAAAGUUUGUUACUUUAAGCCUCUAAACCUUUUAUUUUAAUAAAGCAUGUGUUUUUAUGAUGUUAUGAGGGCUUGAAAACGUUCUACCUCCUUUUAUCGUUGUAAUAUAUUGUACCGUAUUCUUCAUGUUCUGAAGAACGUUUAAAAAAAAAAAUAAAGGUUUAUAUU
Molecule: messenger RNA, 1127 nt
Organism: Bufo bufo (common toad)
Lineage: Eukaryota; Metazoa; Chordata; Amphibia; Anura; Bufonidae
Gene: SRD5A1
Product: steroid 5 alpha-reductase 1
Exons: 5
Coding region: 63-836 (257 amino acids)
Biological process (GO): steroid biosynthetic process
Cellular component (GO): membrane
Molecular function (GO): 3-oxo-5-alpha-steroid 4-dehydrogenase activity
Source: RefSeq, a predicted model, not a curated record